This is a messenger RNA of Tupaia belangeri chinensis (Chinese tree shrew), 2419 nucleotides long. RefSeq names its product pseudouridine synthase 3 (gene PUS3). Lineage: Eukaryota; Metazoa; Chordata; Mammalia; Scandentia; Tupaiidae. The record is from RefSeq and is a predicted model, not a curated record. Bases 31 to 1425 code for a protein of 464 amino acids. The transcript is spliced from 4 exons. Gene Ontology annotation, molecular function: pseudouridine synthase activity; RNA binding. Gene Ontology annotation, cellular component: nucleus; cytoplasm. Gene Ontology annotation, biological process: tRNA pseudouridine synthesis; mRNA pseudouridine synthesis.
GCGUCCAGGCAAAUCCCAGCACUGCAUGUAAUGCCACUGCCGUCACCCAGGGGCCAGCACGGGCCUCCUGUACCCCUUUGCUGUCUUUCAGGGGUGCUGGACCCGCGUGACUCCGGUUCCUGGAGUGGUCAGAUCAUGGCUGAAAAUGACGGCGACAGAAGCCAGACUGAGAAACUCCUGGAACGGGUACGAGAACUGGAGCGGGAGGUGUGCAGGCUUAGAAAGGAGCGGGCCAGCAACCAGAAGGACCCGGCGGUCGGCAGAAGCGCUUCAGGAGCGGGGAAAGCGAAGCGCGCCUUUGACUUCAGUGCCCACGGCCGGAGACACGUGGCCCUGAGGAUAGCCUACCUGGGCUGGGGCUACCAGGGCUUCGCUAGUCAGGAGAACACGAGCAACACGGUCGAAGAGCAGCUGUUUGAGGCGCUCACCAAGACCCGUCUCGUAGAAAGCCGCCAGACGUCCAACUACCACCGGUGUGGGCGCACUGACCGGGGGGUUAGCGCCUUCGGACAGGUGAUCUCUCUGGACCUUCGUUCGCAGUUGCCACGGGGCAGGGGUUCAGAGGACGUUCACGUAGAAGGCACUGACACUGCUCAAGAGAUCCGCUACACCCACAUUCUCAACAGGGUGCUGCCCCCGGACAUCCGCGUGCUGGCCUGGGCCCCUGUAGAACCUGGCUUCAGCGCCAGGUUCAGCUGCCUGGAGCGGACCUACCGCUACUUCUUCCCUCGUGCCGAUUUGGACGUCGAAAGCAUGAACUCCGCAGCCCAGAAGUACGUUGGCACACAUGAUUUCAGGAACUUCUGCAAGAUGGACGUGGCCAACGGGGUCGUUAACUUUCAGAGGACCGUCCUGUCUGCUCAAGUACAGCGGGUCGGCCAGAGUCCGGGGGAGCACACGCAGCAGGCACCUUUCCAGCUGUGCCAGUUCCAGGUCACCGGCCAGGCGUUCCUGUACCACCAAGUCCGCUGUAUGAUGGCUGUCCUCUUUCUGAUCGGCCAAGGGCUGGAGAGGCCGGAAGUCAUCGAUGAGCUGCUGGACAUCGAGAGCAAUCCCCAGAAGCCUCAGUACAGCAUGGCUGUGGAGUUUCCUCUAGUCUUGUACGACUGUACGUUUGAAAACAUCAGGUGGGUCUACGACCGCGAGGCUCAGGAGCUCAACAUCACCCACCUGCAGCAGCUGUGGGCGAAGCACGCCGUCCAAGCCCACAUGCUGUACAGCCUGCUGCAGGGGCUGGACCCGGUGCCGGUACCCUGUGCAUCAGCACCAGAGCCGGGCGGCGUGACGGGGUGGGAGGAUGCCAGGCCCUCUGUCGUAAAGCAGACCAGCGCCUUUGUGGAGGGGGUAAAGACGCGCACGUAUAAGCCUCUCAUGGACCGUCCUAAGUGCCAAGGAUUGGAAUCCCGGAUCCAGCAUUUUAUGUGAAACGCCUUCGCUCCUGGCCCCGCACUCACCAAGCCCUGGCCUAGGGGUUUUAGGAUGGUUCUCAGUACUGGAGAUCUUCAGGGGAAACCCUGCAGGACACACGGAAGCCAGUGAAGACGUAAAUAAGAACCAGGGCUCUAAGUGUCCAGUCAGAAGAUGCAGCUGCACAGCCCGGAGGAGGCCUGGGGUGACGGAACAAGUGGGGCAAGGGGCAGGAGCGGGACUCUGGCGGAGCAAACCUGGCCCUCUUGGCUCACCCCUCCGCCCCAGAGCUGGGUGGCUGGGGUGGGGUCUUGCUCGUUCUCAAGGUAAAGUUGACAGGGAACCCUCGAAAUAUAAACACCAACAUGUAUUCAAAAGAGCCCGAAGUCCCCUUAAUACAUCGUCCUUUGUCACAGCAAAAACUGUAAGCCCCCCGUAAACCUCGGGCCUCCUGGCUCGGCGGUGCCUCACCUUUGCAGUCACCCGUGUUCACGGCGCGGAGGUCUGAUCCUCCAGCUGACAUGACCAUGGCCCAGACCCCGGUGUCCUGCUUCUGCCUCUGUCCCUCAGCAGCCAGUAGGACGUGACUGAUGCACCCAGCGGCCCAGGUGUGCGGGCGCCCUGACCUCUGGGCCAGGGGAGGGACUGCCAGGACGAGUGCGGGACCCUGGCGGCUGUCCUCAGCCUCAGGGAGGCCACGCGGCCGAGGAACAGGUUUCGACUGCCCGUGGCUCGGCCCAGGCCUUCUGCUGUCUCUCGUUGCUUCUCGGGGCCCAACCCACGGCCCCAUCACAGCACCCUGGGGGUCCUCGAACUAUGGCCACUUCAUCCUUUGGAUGUAAAACCUUUCAUUCUCAGGGUAUCUGACAGUGGUUGGCCAUUUUUACACCCGUCCGCAAGCCAAAGUUAGUCUCUGUAAUUCCUUACCUUAUCUUCAAUGUACGUUGAUUGGCAUUAGUAUCUCAAUUCUUCUUAAACGCCUAGAAGAGAAUAAAGACUCUUAAAAAAACUA